UACCCCACGUGUUUACACUAGACUAACCUCAAAAUUGUACACACUCCAAUAACAGUUUAAAAAGUGCUGCAAAAUGGGCAAGAGGAAGAAGGGGCGUAGUGUUAAAAAGAAUCCUAAUGUGAAUCUGGAGUCUGAGGAGGUGGUUCAAGCACCUCACUCCUUUGUUAUACAUAGAGGACUUCCUGGAGGCCAUACUUUAGAACUUACUAAAGACUUUCGAAGAGUUAUGGAACCGUUUACUGCAACAUCUCUCAAAGAACGUAAAAAAAAUACAAUAAAAGAUUUCGUAUCAGUUGCUGGACCCCUUCAUGUAUCUCACUUGUCAAUAUUCUCAAGGACUGAAACAGGCAUGUUUCUGAAAAUAGCACGUUUGCCCAGAGGACCUACACUAUCUUUUAAAGUUCACAAUUUUUCAUUGGCCAGAGAUGUUGUCUCAUCCUUAAAAAAACAGCUUGUUGUUGAACAAGCAUUCAAACAUUCACCAUUAAUUGUGCUGAACAGUUUUUCGGGUGAGGGUUUACAAAUGAAACUUAUGACUUCCAUGUUCCAAAAUAUGUUUCCCACCAUUAAUUUAACAUCUGUGGACUUAAAUACAGUGAGGAGGUGUGUUUUAAUGAACUACAACCCAACAACAAAGUUAAUAGAUUUUAGACACUAUGUUAUUAAAUUAAUGCCUGUGGGCAUUUCAAAAGGAGUGAAAAAAGUUGUACAAGGAAAAGUUCCCAAUUUAUCAAAAUGUGAAGAUAUUUCAGAAUUUUUAACAAAGUCUGGAGUUUUGUCUGAGAGUGAGUUUGAGGAUGACCCAGGUAACCAUGUGACAUUGGCUCAGAAAAUUGCAACUAGAGGUAACAUUGAAUCAGGCAAAUCAGCAAUCAGGUUAAGUGAACUGGGUCCAAGACUUACAUUACAACUUAUUAAAAUUGAAGAUGGAUUGAUGGAUGGUGAAGUUCUGUAUCAUGAUUUAAUUCACAAGACAGAGGAAGAGAAGGCUGAAAUUGAGAAGAAGAGGGAACAAAAGAAGAAAUUAAAAGAAAAACGGAAAAAGAUUCAGGAACAGAACACCAAAUUAAAGGAACAACAGAAGUUAGAAAUGAAAGAAAAAUCAUUAAAGGGUAUGCAAAAGGGCAAAUCUGAAACAGAUAUACUUAUGUCAAAGAGUACAAGAGAAGCAAAUCAGGAAGUUCCUGUUGAAGAAGAUGAUGAUAGAGAAUAUUACAAGGAAGAGGUGGGAGAAGAACCUGAUCAAGACUUAUUCACAUCAAGUCACAGUGGUACUAAAAGGCCAGCAACUUUCCAUAGCUACAAAAGUAAGAGGAUGAAAGUGGAUGAUGAAAAGAAAACUUAUGGGGGAAAGAAAACCAAUGAAAAGUUUGGCAAUAAAAAACGUUUUGAUAAUGACAGGAAAGAUAAGAAAUUUGGUAAAGGUGGACAGAAGUUUAAAAAGAGCGACGGAUCUGAUAAACGUGAUAAAAAAUUCGGCGGAAAGAAAAGAGGAAUUGACAAAACCAAUUCACAAAAUAGAGAUCAUAGACCCAUUGGAGGUGGUCACUCAAAAAUUGGAAGGAAAAAAUAUAAUAGCAAAAAGAGAUAGUUUUUGCAAAUUUAUGUAAUAAAUUGUUUUUAUUAAGUAUAUUAAAAUGAUUUUAAUAUAA
Molecule: messenger RNA, 1652 nt
Organism: Aethina tumida (small hive beetle)
Lineage: Eukaryota; Metazoa; Arthropoda; Insecta; Coleoptera; Nitidulidae
Gene: ppan
Product: protein Peter pan
Exons: 5
Coding region: 74-1591 (505 amino acids)
Biological process (GO): rRNA processing; ribosomal large subunit assembly
Cellular component (GO): preribosome, large subunit precursor
Molecular function (GO): rRNA binding
Source: RefSeq, a predicted model, not a curated record